GGAGAACCACCUCUAGAACAAGGCUGGAUCCCCUAUUUUGGCAAAGCAUUUGAGUUCCAUCGUGACUCUUUAGGAUUUCUUCUCUCUCGUCAACAAAAAUGGGGUGACGUCUUCACAGUCUACAUCGCCGGCAAGUACAUGACCUUUAUUUUAAAUCCAUUCCUUUAUCAGUUUGUGGUUCAGUGCAACAAGCAAUUAGACUUCCAAGGAUUUUCAUUGGAGAUGUCAGCCAAAGUUUUUGGCCACCCUUAUCUGGAUGAUCCCAAAAUACCAGUGUGCAUUGAAGAAAUUGAGAAGUGCUACUCCUACCUAAUGGGUGAGGAGCUAAAUAUUUUGAAUGGAAGAACUAUGGAGAAUCUUCAGAGUGUAAUGGAGCAAGAGCAGUUGGGGCCAACCGAGUGCAGAACAGAGGGUAUGUACACCUUCUGUUGCCGUAUCAUAAUUGAAGCCACUUAUUUAACUCUAUAUGGAAAGGCACCCAAGGACGAGCAAGAAGAAAUCACUGAAUUAAAAAAGAAAUUUAUUCAAUUUGACACAAUGUUUCCCUACCUGGUUGCGAGGAUCCCCAUUGAACUUCUAGGCAACACCAAAGUGAUUCGCAAAGAACUGACCAGUUAUUUCACAUCGAGAAGAUUGGAUCAACGACUAAAUCUAGCAAAAGUAAUCAAAGAGAGAAAGAACUUUCUUGAGACAUAUUCAUAUCUGCAAGAUCAUCAGAGAGCAGCACAUCAUUUUGCCUUCCUGUGGGCUGCUCUUGGAAAUACAGUUCCAGCUGCAUUCUGGGCCCUGUAUUAUCUGGUGAAAAAUCCAGAAGCCCAUGCAGCUGUACGUGAUGAAAUUCAGCAUGUGUUCCAGGCAGCUGGUCAAAGAGCAAGCCCUGACUUCAACAUCAGCCUCACCAGAGAGCAUUUAGACAGCAUGGUGAUCCUAGGAAGUGCCAUAAAAGAGAGCUUCCGAUUAUGUAGUGCCUCUAUGAACAUCCGAACUGCUCAGGAGGAUUUCACCUUAAAACUUAAAGAAGAACAGAGCGUCAAACUGAGAAAAGGCGAUUGGGUUGUCCUUUAUCCUCAAAUUCUGCACAUGGAUCCAGAGGUUUAUGAAAAUCCUGAGGUGUACAAGUAUAAUCGCUUUGUGGAAAAUGGAUUGGAGAAGACUGCCUUUUACAAGAGAGGAAGGAAACUUCGGUAUUAUUUGAUGCCUUUUGGUUCUGGAUCCAGCAUGUGUCCUGGGAGACACUUUGCAGUCAGUGAGAUCAAAAUGUUUCUCUCAAUAAUGUUAGCUACAUUUGACUUGGAAAUCAUUGAAGGAGAAAAGCCAGUUGGACUUAAUAAUGACCGGGCAGGCCUUGGUAUCCUGUUGCCAAAUUCUGAUGUUCAGUUCCGCUACAAAUGGCAUCAGUGAAGAAAGAUACUACAUUUCCACUUUCAAACUGAGAAAAUGAUAUGUUGGUCAGUCAGGACUGGCUGAAGGAAUGGGGGAAAUGCUUGCUGACCUUGAUUGAAUCAAAUCUGGGAAAUUCUAAACAGCAUUGUCUAUAUUAUUCUCUACCUUUGAUGUAUUGUUUGUGUUCACAGUAUAGAAAAAAUCCUGUUUAAUUCUAAGUGGUGCAUAACUUUCAGAUCUUUUAACCUGAUGCUGAAUGUGAGUUGGAAUAGAUUUGAGUAUCGGCAUCAGUCAAUGUGAAUUUUCAUGUAAUACAAAUAUUCUUAAGGAGCUGAACUGGGUGAAGAUGGCACUGCAGGGCUCACAUGAUUUUCCAUCCAUUCAAAGUUUUUCAGGGACUCCAGCCCUCCGUAAAUAAGUAGGGAAAUUGUAAGGUGCAAUUAAUCCAGGCCAGCCUGUUCAGAUGCAGUGAGCUUGCAAUCUGUGCCUGCCACUUCAGUUUGUGAUUGAAAUGUGAGGCCACUGCUGUUGAAUGUCUGGACAUCUGAACAGGGGGAGUCAGAAAGUUGGUAGAAGCCAGCACAGUUAUGAUGCUUACAGCCAGCCUGCACCUUUUAACCCGAGAGGUGCACUUUGACUGCAGAAGGUGCUGGAAGUAAUUUUAAAAUGCAAGAUUAACCGAAGAAAGAAAUGAUAAUGGUACAGUUCUAUAAAGAGCAAGCUCUAGGUUUGUUUUUGGCAGCAACUGAAGUAUGGAUGCAAGAUGUGGACAGGGGUACCCUCUGGACAUCAACUCAAAAGCAGCGUGAAUGAAUUAAUCUUACGCAAGUGGCUCAGGUAAUCAAAAGUAACUUUAAAAGGCCAUUUCCCACCAAUGAUAUCACUAGCCUUGCACACACUACUUAUAUACCAUAUCGCUAUCAUUCACCAUCCAAACAUCCUACUGAACAACAACCCAAAUCUCUCAUUUAUGAUUUCACAUCACCCUUUCACUCUUGUAUUUAUAACUGUCAAAUUUCACACCUUGGCUAGAAAUGUUGUCUGGUCCAGUCUGCAAGGAACCCAGAUCCAAAGUGGUCACCUUCACUCACAAGACCAUCAUCGAACAGCUGAGAGGCUGCAGGUAUCCCUGCGACAGGGGACUGUUUUCACUGAGCACCCCCACUGUGGGCAAGGGGGUGACCAGACACUCUAUCCUGGAUGUUUGUGGAAUAAUGGAGAUUCAGUGAAGUUUUCAGAAUAAUAGAAACUGCUAAGUUCAAAUAGUCCACAUCCUGGCUACAGCAAGGGCCAUAAUCCACAAGUUGGUAGUUACAGUUUUAUCCAGUAGGUGUAAAGGCUAAAACAGUCUGUAUAAUUGUCAGAUAUAAAUCACAAGCUCUUUAAAAACAAAUGAAAGAUUUUGAGCUGCUGCUGUCAUUGGAUAUUUAAAUAACUGUUCUAGGAGUUAAAAUAUCUGUUUCUUCAUGUUUACCAAAGACCUCUUUAUGAAUCUGAUUUCAACAAGUUACAAUGAUAUCAGCACAGAAUUCAAAAUUUGCAGUUUAUUAAAGGAUUAGCUGUCUUUGAUGUGGGUUUGUGAAUAGAAGUUUGCUUCAUAAGAGACUACACACUUGAUGAUUGUAAAUUGUUUUAUUACUGUAAGGACUGUAUUACAAACUCGGGCCUUUGUUUUAUUUUAUCUCAGCGUGGUUCCUGAGAUGUACUGACGGUGGAUAAGACCAUAAGAAAUAGGAACCUAGAGUAGGCCAUUCGGUCCCUCGAGCCUUCUCCCCUAUUCAAUAGGAUCACGGCUGAUCUGACAUUCGUCACGUCCACUUUCCUGCACUUUCCCUCCAACCCUUGAUUCCCUGACUGAUCAAGAAUCGAUCCACCUCAGCCUUAAAUGUACACAUGGACUCUGUCCCCAUACAUUGAGGUUCAAGUCCAUAGCUCCCUGAAACUGGCCACGCAAGUAAAUAGGGUGAUGAAGAAGGCGUAUGCCAUGCUUGGCU
This is a messenger RNA of Chiloscyllium plagiosum (whitespotted bambooshark), 3377 nucleotides long. The record is from RefSeq and is a predicted model, not a curated record. NCBI's taxonomy places the organism in Eukaryota, Metazoa, Chordata, Chondrichthyes, Orectolobiformes, Hemiscylliidae.